ACUCAAGUUUGAGAACUAAUUUAGAGGAAGGAAAAUUUCACUAUGGGUUGCAGUUUCAUGGAAGAGGAAGAGUUUGAAUAGAGCCCUUAAAUUUGGAGGUUAAGGAGGUGAGGAAGGGGAGGACUUCCAAGCUGUGGCAGAACGCCCCCCAUUUAACCAGGGACAACAACCUAGCAAUGUUUCCUCCUCCGCAUCUCUUGCAUCUCUCCACCCUGCCAAUAACUUAGUUCAGGGCCUCAUCAUCUUUUUCCAGUCUUAACUCUCUUCGCGUGUCCACCUCAACAUGCCCCCAAUCCUUGCUUGCUGCUGCAACAGUCAUCUUUCUAAAGCACACAUCUGAUCAUGUUAUUCUUCCCGUAAAAAGUUUUCUCUGGCCACCCCUUGCCCACACUCUAAAGUCAAACGGUGGGAGGAGCCACGCAAGUAACUGCAGUGUACAAAGUGGCUUUGUUCAACACUAAAAGAAGUAGCAGAGACCCUGCUGAAGGGAAUGAGACUUUACCGUAUCUGUCCUAGAGGAAUUUAGACUCAGUAAAAGAAUGUGCACCCCAAAUUAGACCAGGACUGCCAGCAUACCAUCUCUACAGGGUCAAAUCCAAAAUCUGCAGCAUGAUACCCAGACUUUUGGGGCUUGGCCCCUGCUUCACUCGCAUGCUUUUACUGUUGCUUUGUCCCAUACCUCAAAUUCAACAUGGACCAUAUUGAACUACUAGCAGUUUGUGGAAGAUACCGUCCUCAGGGGUCUGUUCUACUCCACCUGUCAGGAUGCCCUUCCCCACCCAAGUUACUAGACUAACAUUUACUCAUCUUUCAGGAUGCAGUUCAAGGAUCACUUUUUUUAAUCCUAUCCUAACUUUGGAAGGUAGCAUUGACCUAGUUGUCCCUUUUGUCUUAUUAUAAUAAUUCUAGUAUAUUCCAUUAUAGUACCUGUUUCAGUAGUUUGCACAUUAUGUUUCCAUACUAGACUAGACUAUGAACUUCUUGAAAGCAAGAACCAUGCCCUAUUCAUUUCUGUAUGCCAGCUUCUAGCAGAAGGUAGGAGGAAAAUGAAUGCUGAACAAACUGAAGUACAAGCAAAGAUAGAGAGAUGCAAAAAGAAAAGCUAAAGUCAAUCCAGAGAUAGCAAGAAGAUCAGUUUUGCUGGGUAGAAAUCUAUUUGAUAGAGAAUAGGAGAUAUAACUGGAAGGACAGUUUUGAAUCGGAUUAGAAAAAAUUUAAGUAAACCUAAGAAGUCUGAACAGGCGGCUACAGUAAGUUGAGCCCGUUUGCAGAUUUUGGUGCAAGAAACAUCAUGGUAUUGUAGCAAGGAAUAUGGUACUAAAUCACAUGCAGCUAUUAGAAUAUCAUAAAAUUCCCCACCCCUUCCAAACCAAAGGAAAGGAGAUAAGAGGUAGAAAUAAAAAUGAAAUGACUUUUUGGUGGUUUUAUUUUUCUACAAGAUUUUAACUGAUUUAUCACUUCUUUUGUGAUAUUACAAAAGAAAAACAAAACGGCACAUGAAUUUGGCUUCAAAGAAAAUGUAGGUCUUUUCAUAUUAUUUAAAAAUAUUGUAUAGCAAUGAAAACAGAGAGCAAGUUUGGGUACUUCUCACUUAUCAAGUUUGUUAUUUUAUAACCACGUGUUUGAUUUAAUUCCUCUUAAAGCAACUAUUGUCACUGAAUGAAGGUCAUGCUAAGAAGUGACUGAAUAUGCCUUGGAUCAAGGAUGACUCAAGGGCAUACUGGGCUUCCCUGAAGACAGUUUUUCCAAACUCAUUUAAAUCUAGUGCUAACCAGAAAAAACUAAGCUUGACUCAAAUUCUUCUCUAGAGCUGGCAAAGAACACAAAGCACUCUACCUGGAACCAAUCUGAUUAAAAGACAUUGCUCAGAAAGAAACAAAUAUGUCUGGGAGGUUCAGACGCAGAUUACAUGGUAAAUCCUUUAUAUGAGAAAAGAAAAAGGAUGCACUGCACGUGAGCAACAGACGGUCAAGAGCUGGGCUAACAUGAGCACUAGAUGGUCAUCUAAAUAAACCCACCUUGCUGAUUUCUUACUUUUUAAACAGAUUCACAGCCAGUUCUAAGCAAAUAAAGUUGCUGAAUUUUCCAGACCCUUAGAAAUAAAUGUCUCCAUUCUUCUCACACAUUGGGUAUGAUAUUUUAAGCACUGCCUCAGAUCCAGCAACAAUUUUUUAAAAGUAAAAAUAACUUUAUUACAAAAGCAUUAUUUAUUGUAGAAAAGACAGCAAAUAAAGCUAAGCAAAAAUAAGGGGUGGGAACAUCACCAUUACUGUACCUCCUUGCAGAGCUUAUCAAAAAACCUUUUUUUAAAAAAAUAUACUGUUUUGUAACUUGUAUCUCCUAACAGUUUCAACAUCUUUCCACAUUAAUCUUCACGUAUAAAAUUAUUUUAAACGGUCGCACAGCAUUUAGAUAUACCACAAAAUACACACCCAUUUCCUGAUGGGCAUUUUGGUUAGUUCUACUUCACUGCUAUAAGUAACUUUGGGAGGUACAGUAAUAACUUUGAGGCUGCCGUAAUUUCCUUAAUUCUUUCCCAGGAUUCCAGUGGCACAUGAUGGUGUCCGUUCUCCCACAACAGAAGAAUGGGCAUUAUCAUUACCAAAAAAAAAAUCCCUUUUUGAUGGGCAAAAAUGCCCUCUCAUCGCGUUAUGCGCACGUUCUUGAUUACCUUCGGGUCACUGCAAUAGGGAAACAAGUUUCUCCAAGCGCACCCGAGACCCCUACCGCGUCUUACGGCCUGACCUCUGCUAAGGUGACGCGCACCACAGGCAACCGGCUGAAGCCGGCUCGGACGCAACGCGUGCGUGUGCGUGCGCAUUGCAGAGUAGCGUCUGCGCGUGCGCACGCGAGCAUAGUCGUUCUGGACGGCGGCUACGCAGCCUGUGCGAGGCUGGUUAAAGCUGACACCAAGCACAUGAAAGAACACCUCGCUAUUUCUUAGAGCUUUAAGCUGUUUAAGCAACAGUGAGUACCUCCUGGCCGUGUUGUGAUCUAUUACAGGAAUGUGUUUCUGAUCGUCUGAAUGUCAACCAUGUUGUCAAACUGCUUGCAAAAUUUCCUAAAAAUUACCAACCCUCACCUUCUAUAUUCAAGAUCAUGCCAGCGAUUAAUAAGAAGUAAAAGGAGGUUUUUCGGAACUGUACCAACAUCCAGAUUGCGUAGGCGGGUUGUCAUUACAGGCAUUGGCUUGGUGACUCCUCUUGGUGUUGGAACUCAGCUAGUAUGGGAUCGUCUUAUACGAGGAGAGAGUGGAAUUGUUUCACUGGUUGGUGAAGAGUAUAAGAGUAUCCCUUGCAGUGUUGCUGCUUAUGUGCCAAGAGGUUGUGACGAAGGUCAGUUCAAUGAACAAAACUUUGUGUCCAAAUCAGAUGUCAAGUCCAUGUCUUCUCCCACCAUUAUGGCCAUUGGGGCUGCAGAGUUAGCCAUGAAAGAUUCCGGCUGGCACCCUCAGUCAGAAGCUGAUCAAGUGGCUACUGGUGUUGCAAUCGGCAUGGGAAUGAUUCCUCUUGAAGUUGUUUCCGAAACUGCUUUGAUGUUUCAGACGAAAGGUUACAGUAAAGUCAGCCCAUUCUUUGUCCCUAAGAUUCUGGUCAAUAUGGCAGCAGGCCAGGUCAGCAUUCGAUAUAAACUCAAGGGCCCCAAUCAUGCAGUAUCUACAGCCUGUACCACAGGAGCUCAUGCUGUGGGAGACUCUUUUAGAUUUAUAGCCCAUGGGGAUGCUGAUGUGAUGGUGGCUGGAGGUACAGAUUCUUGCAUUAGCCCUUUAUCUCUUGCUGGGUUUUCCAGAGCCCGUGCUCUGAGCACAAACUCUGAUCCUAAGUUGGCAUGUCGACCGUUUCAUCCAAAGAGAGACGGUUUUGUCAUGGGAGAAGGUGCAGCUGUGCUGGUGCUGGAAGAACACGAACAUGCUGUUCAAAGAGGGGCCCGGAUCUAUGCUGAAGUUUUGGGCUAUGGACUCUCAGGUGAUGCUGGUCAUAUAACCGCCCCCGAUCCUGAAGGAGAAGGUGCCUUAAGAUGUAUGACUGCUGCUGUGAAAGAUGCAAGUGUGCAACCUGAGGAGAUAUCCUAUGUCAAUGCACACGCUACCUCCACACCAUUGGGAGAUGCUGCUGAAAACAGAGCUAUCAAGCAUCUUUUCAAAGACCAUGCACACGCCCUUGCAGUUUCCUCUACGAAGGGGGCCACGGGACACCUGCUGGGAGCUGCAGGGGCGCUUGAGGCAGCUUUUACUGCUCUGGCUUGUUAUUAUCGAAAACUGCCACCUACUUUAAACCUUGACUGUACUGAACCAGAAUUUGAUCUCAAUUAUGUUCCACUCAAGGCACAGGAAUGGAAAACUCAGAAAAGAUGUAUUGGACUCACCAAUUCCUUUGGUUUUGGUGGUACUAAUGCAACACUUUGUAUUGCUGGCAUGUAGGACAAAUUAGUGUAAUCAAACAGAUUUUUUUUAAUGUUAUAAACAAACUAUAUUAAGUGGAGAAAUGUUAUGUUUAUAUAAAUGUAUAUUCUUAUAUAUCAA
Equus caballus (horse) is the source of this 4522-nucleotide messenger RNA. It is a transcript of the gene OXSM, whose product is annotated as 3-oxoacyl-ACP synthase, mitochondrial. Lineage: Eukaryota; Metazoa; Chordata; Mammalia; Perissodactyla; Equidae. The record is from RefSeq and is a predicted model, not a curated record. Gene Ontology annotation, molecular function: 3-oxoacyl-[acyl-carrier-protein] synthase activity. Gene Ontology annotation, biological process: fatty acid biosynthetic process. Gene Ontology annotation, cellular component: mitochondrion.